Messenger RNA from Capsicum annuum, 2921 nucleotides. RefSeq lists its product as uncharacterized. The coding region runs from base 1066 to 2619 and encodes 517 amino acids. The transcript is spliced from 7 exons. The record is from RefSeq and is a predicted model, not a curated record. Lineage: Eukaryota; Viridiplantae; Streptophyta; Magnoliopsida; Solanales; Solanaceae.
CGUGGCGUUAACUGAGUAAAGUGUGUGCGCAUUACGCACCCCUAAACCCCCAAACAUAUCUUCCCCAUAACUCUUCUUUUUUCUUUUUCCACCCAAAACACCCACAAAAAAUAUAAAAUAAUACUAAUAAUAAUAUCAAAAAAAAUUCUAUUUCAUGCUUUUUCCAUUUCUGCGUAUUCCACUCGUCUUUUACAAACCCUAACACCUUCAACCAGUAGAUGUUGUGAAGCAGUAAUUGCAGUUUGUUUGUUGAUUGUGAUAAGGAAGUUUUGCUUUUUUAGAGCAGCGGCGCCCUCGGGGAAACGGUUCACUUUAUUGAGGUUUUGAGCUUCGAUUGAUAUCCUGAUAAGGAAGUUUCGUGUUUCUGAGCAACGGUGACGUCGAAAACGGUUAAGUUUGUUGAGUUUUUGAGCUAGAACUGAGUUGUAAAAGCGUCGAAGAUCCUGGUAUCUUUCUGGAAACUUCUAUUGACGGUUUAUGUAUUUUUGAACUUGGGUGUUGAAGCACUAUUUAGCCCGUUUCUGAACGGUUCGAUUUAGUGAGCUUUUGAGCUAGAAUUGAGUUGUAGAAGCGUCGACGAUCCUGGUAUAUUUCUGGAAACUUCUAUUGAUAGUUUGUUUAUAUUUUUCUGAACUUGGAAUUUAGUUGGUAGAACCUGAGAUAGGCUCUUCCUUGUGGAAUCUGAGUUGCUACUGAUUUCAUGAAUAAGCUGGGUCUGGCGAUCAACGGGAUUGUUUAAGUUGUAAUCGAUGCUUGUAACAGUAGUACCGUUUGAUUCUGUUUUGUUAUAGAGUGGAGUUUUAGGGUUAUUUUGAGUAUUUGAAAGAAAUUCAAGGGUUAUUUUGGUGAAGGAGGUGAAGUUUUUGGAGAACCUGAGAUAGAUUAUGGAAUCUGAGUUGCUAUGGAUUUGGUGACGAUCAGUGUGAUUGUUUAAGUUUUAAUUGAUGUUUGUUAUAGUAGUACUGUUUGAUACUGUUUUGUUAUAGAGUGGAAUUCAAGAGUUGUUUUGAAUAUUUGAAAGAAAUUUAAGGGUGAUUUUGGUGAAGGAGGUGAAUUUUUGAAAAAAUGAUGUCUGUGGAGAGAUCAUUUGAAGCAUGGGAAGAGGUACAAAGACACGGGCAAGACUUAGCUGAUAAGCUUGCUCAAGGAGUUACUGGUUUGAUUCAGUCUCAUAUAAGUCCUCCAUCAUUUCCGUGGCCUAAUUCGCAAAAUUCGAAGCUUUUUGAUGUCGAGUUGCCAACUCAAAGUUUCAUCCCGAGGGAUUUUGGGAUAGCUGUGGAUAAAUCUGCAAUUGCAGGGGUUUCAGCAAUUUUUGAUAUGGGGAACAGAAUAGGGCAAGCUUCCAAGCUUUUUGAUGUAGAGUUACCAAGUCAAAAUUUCAUUCCGAGGGAUUUUGGGAUAGCUGUGGACAGCUCUGCAAUUGCAGGGGUUUCGUCAAUUUUUGAGAUCGGAAACAGAAUAGGGCAGGCUGGAGCAGAGUUUGGGGCUUGCUUGAAUGGAAUUGUUCACCAGUUUUUCAGGAAGUUGCCAUUGCCUUUUCGGCAAGAUGAGAAUUUAGGAUUGUCUCUGAUGUCUGCCACAGAUAGCCAAAGAUCCGAUCUGAGUAUUACCCUGCAGGAGGAUUUGGGGUUGUUGGCCGAAAGAUUAAAGGGAUAUGGGCAUGCUGAAAAGGAUUCAGCUGAAGCUGAAGAUAAACCAAGUGAAGAGGAGUUUUUUGGUGUUAAUUUGAAGGCAUUCAAACACUUCGGCAGAUCACAGGGUACAAUCAACUUCUCAUCGACAUAUGAAAGUAGGACCAGGAAUGUAGAAAGUUCUGUGGCUGCUAGAGGAGAUUUAUGGAGAGUAGAGGCAUCACAGGGCAGUUCCACAUCAGGAAAUGAAAAUUCAUCGCUGUUCCUCGUCCAACUUGGACCAGUACUUUUUGUCCGUGAUUCAACACUACUUCUGCCAGUUCACUUGUCUAAACAACACCUUCUUUGGUAUGGCUAUGAUAGGAAGCGUGGGAUGCACUCUCUUUGUCCAGCCGUGUGGUCAAAACAUCGAAGGUGGCUGCUUAUGUCGAUGAUUUGUCUUAAUCCUUUGACCUGUUCGUUUAUGGACUUGCAGUUUCCAAACGGUCAAAUAACUUACAUAUCUGGGGAGGGCUUGUCCACCAGUGCCUUUUUACCUUUGUGUGGAGGUUUGCUUCAAGCCCAGGGUCAAUACCCAGGGGAUCUGAAGUUCAGCUUCUCUUGCAAGAAUAAAUGGGGAACAUGCAUUACGCCAAUGAUGCAUUGGCCCGACAAAUCAUUUAGUUUUGGGGUUACCCAGGCAUUAGCUUGGAAGAGAUCUGGUCUCAUGUAUCGGCCAACUGUUCAACUAAGUGUAUGCCCAACAUUUGGUGGGAGCAGCCCCGGUUUGCAGGCAGACAUUACACAUUCUCUAAAGGAGGGAUUAAAUAUCAUUUGUGGCUGUGCACUUGCAACACACUCUUCUGCAUUUGCAUCGUUAGCUCUUGGGCGAUCAAAGUGGAAUGGUAAUGUUGGGAGCUCAGGGGUGGUUCUUAAGGUUGAAACCCCUCUUGGCAACAUUGGCAGGCCGUCUUUCUCCGUUCAGCUGAACAGCGGCUUCGAGUUCUAAUUCACUAGAAUUUCCCUUGCCCCUGCCCAAAAGCCACAUAACAAUACUGCAGUCAACUGUAAAUAGCCUGUACCCUUCAGUAUGACAAUGGACUGUUACGUGUAUAGUUCGUGUAAACUCUACUGGUGUUAUUUUAAUGGACAAAAAGGGGGAAAUUAGCUCUUCAAUCACAAAGAUAAGCAUAUUUCUAGGGUCUCUUUUAUCUUUAAUCUUUUGUUUUCCUUUCCCUCUUUUAGAAGAUUAAGGUCCUUGUACCAAUGUUGUGCAGGAAGGAGUGGUAAAUUUUGAUCCCCUUUGUUCCA